AUGGAUGGAAGAUUGUUUGAGGCAGCUCGAACUGGCGACGUUAGUUUAUUGCACCAAUUACUUCUUGAAAAACCUUCGAUUCUAGCUGAUUGUCAGCUCAUCUUUCCCCACGAGAACCCGUUAAACAUUGCUACUAAGGCCGGACAACUGGCUUUUGUGCAACAAAUACUUAAACACAGACCAGAUUUCGUAAGACAAUCAAACCAAGAUGGGUUUCGGCCGCUGGACAUUGCUUCCGCAUUUGGGUACGUAGAAAUAGUGAAAGAGAUCACAACUUGUUAUCGUGAUGUUUGCCGUCUUAAGGGAAGAGAAGGAAGAACAUGUCUUCAUUAUGCUGCUAUAAAUGAAAGGGUUGAGAUUAUUGAUGAAUUACUUAACACUUCUGUGCAAGCGCCGAGUGUAGAGCUACUGCUUAGCAGCAGCAUACUGGAACUGAACGUCAGGAACUCGAGGGGUUUCACAGCAAUGGAUUUGUUAGAUAAUACACCCAUAGACAAUCCAAAUGAUGUUCGACUAAAGGAAAUCCUCCAAUCUGCGGGAGCCCUCGGCACAGAAAAUCCUCAUAACACUCUGAUAAACAAUCCAAACCCUUCUACAGGAGUUUCAAAAGACUGGAUAAAGUAUUUUCAAUUUCAAAUGAAAAGGGACUCACCAAGUGACACUCGCAAUGCACUAUUAGUCGUAGCCGCACUGAUUGCAACUGUGACUUUCCAAGCAGGGAUAAACCCACCAAGUAGCUUUAUUCUGGAUACUCCCGCAGCCAAUUCCACCAAUACGGCGAACUCUGCUCCUCCUCCUCCUCAGACUAAUAUUCCAGCGGUUGUUCCAGCAGUUGUCUCCGGUUUGACUGUUGUUUCUGGGAGUUCAGGCUCUCUAGUUACACCGAAUUUGUUUUUAUUUUCGAAUACAUUAGGCCUUGUUGCAUCACUCAACAUUAUAAUUUAUCUGACAAGCAGAUUCCCUUUCCAGAGAGAGCUUCAAAUCGCAAUUUUCUCAAUGAUGUUUACUUAUGGAUGUGCAGCACAUCAUAUUAAACCUGCGGGUGCCAUUAAGUAUGUCGUACUAGUAAUUGCCCUUCUUCUACCAUUUUUAUUCCGAUGGCUUCCACGAUGGGUCAGAAAAUUUUGGAAGUGGCUGCAAUACAGGAGGGAGCAGAACAAUUCCGAAGUCGCUGAAAGACAAUUAAACUCAUCCUUAAGCAUUUGA
Pistacia vera is the source of this 1206-nucleotide messenger RNA. RefSeq lists its product as uncharacterized. The transcript has 3 exons. NCBI's taxonomy places the organism in Eukaryota, Viridiplantae, Streptophyta, Magnoliopsida, Sapindales, Anacardiaceae. Bases 1 to 1206 code for a protein of 401 amino acids. Gene Ontology annotation, molecular function: protein binding. The record is from RefSeq and is a predicted model, not a curated record.